This is a messenger RNA of Eucalyptus grandis, 1080 nucleotides long. RefSeq lists its product as uncharacterized. The coding region runs from base 1 to 1080 and encodes 359 amino acids. The transcript is spliced from 2 exons. NCBI's taxonomy places the organism in Eukaryota, Viridiplantae, Streptophyta, Magnoliopsida, Myrtales, Myrtaceae. The record is from RefSeq and is a predicted model, not a curated record.
AUGAACGGCGACGGCGACGGCGACGGCGGCGACCCGCAGCUCCCUCAAGAAGUCUUAAUGGAGAUCCUGAAGCGACUGCCGAUGAAAUUGCUCCUCCGAUUAAGGUGCGUCUUGCCGAUCAUGGCGUUCCGCCAUCGACGACCCUACGUUCGGGCCCUCCACUAUCGCCACUCCGCUCUCGAUCCCUCUAACUGGUACCUCGUGUGUCUAGAUUACCGCGAUGGUUUUCAGGGUACGUGUUCUCUGGUUCCCUACGAUUCUCUUACCCUGCCUUUCCAGUUGGGAGUCAGAACCCCUUUCGAUACCCCUAUCCGUUUCGUCGGUUCGUGCAAUGGUUUGAUCGGCGUCGCCGAAUUUUCCCGAAAUCGCGAAGGGCAGUACAUGCAUCUGUGGAAUUUGUUCACCGGAAAGCACAAGGCAGUUCGACUAUAUCCCCCCCGGAAGGAGCCGCGAUUUCUUUCCAAGGAGGCCAAUAGCGAGUUUGUAGGGAUUGGCUUCGACGCUCGGUCGAAUAACUAUAAGAUUGUGAGGAUCCUCCAUUUCCAUGUCGACGGUCGUUGGAUUGACAAAGCGGUCUUCUUGAAUGGGAAUCUGUACUGGGUUGCUUUCAAGUUGGAUGAUAAGUUGGAUGAUACGGGGUCUGCGAGUGAAGAUGCAUCAUUAUUCAUGUUUGACCUCGUACGUGAGGUGUUUUAUGAAAUGGCUCUACCGGAAGAGACUUUUCAGAAUAAGAAUAAGAGUGCCUCUUUAAAAGUGUCUGUGGCAGUGUUAAAUGAGUCGCUGACUGUGUUCAUUGGUGCAGAGGUUUCAGAAGUCGUUGAGGAUUACGACCUCUAUUAUUUCAUUUGUUCUGUUUGGGUUAUGAGAGAAUCUUGGACUAAGCUGUAUACUUUUCAGAAUCCAGAAGUGGUAGAGAGAUUUUAUGGUUGGAUGUGUGAUGAGCUUCUUAUGGAAAUACCUAGACUUUGCAGUAGUCGAAUUUCUUGGAAUUGGAUCACAGGCUCAUUCAAAGUGCUUCCAUUACCAGGGACAACUGAUUUGGUCCCCGUUGUAGAGAAUCUCAUUUCACCUGAGAUAUGA